AUGGAGAAUUUUAAAAAUUCUUCUCUAGCUGAACCGGUUGUGAGGAAGGAACUUCAUAACAUGCCUGAUGAGUCUGUAUUCAUCUACUGCCUAGUAGGAGACAGAGCCUACUGGAAAGAUCCCAACAAUGAAUUCAGAAAGAAUCUGAAACUAACAGGAGUGCCUACACUACUUAAAUACGGAACACCUCAGAAGCUGGUUGAGGAAGAAUGUUUCAAAGCAGAGCUUGUGCGUAUGCUGUUUACUGAAGACUAAAUCCUCCAGCAGUCAAUUAUUGACGAAGAUGUUAAUCUCAAGUUAUGUGCGGUGUCCUUUCAAGGAAUCCUUAACUUCCAUGGUUAAUUACUUCAGACUAGUCAAGACAAAUGUAAUUAAAUUCCAGGUCCAAGCCUUCUGCUAAAAUCCUGCAACAAAAACCUGUAUCUUUCCUUUCAUGUCCAAAUAAGUGAGUUUGCAAACAGUCUCUCUUCAAAGGAGCUGAGCUCCUGUUGUAAAUCAAGAGAGCAGCCUAUACUUACUGAAGAGUAAGACUUAACUGCUAAGUUAUACCUUUAAUAGUGAUUAAUGGGGGCAGGGAAGCAGGAGAAACAGAGAAACCUGCUUAUUCUUCCUAAAUCUGACUUUACAUAGCUACUGAAGCUCUUAAGAUAAGUGUUCAGCGCCAGAGAUGUUUAAUGGCUCGUCUGUUCAGUCUGAUACGCUGACGGCUGACAGUCCUGGUGUCACAAUCACAUGUUAAGGGUUAACAGCUGCAGUACCUGCUCCUACAAGGAUAUGAAAUGUAACAUGAAUGCAGCAUGAAUACAAUCUAAAAUACAAAAAUUAAGCCCCUGACAGCUGCUGAGUUCUGUGUUCUUACAAUAAAAACCUAUACAAGAAUAAAUGGCAAAUGCUUCUCCAAUACUGCGUUUACACCUUUUUUUUUUUUUGUAACACAAAUCGUUUUCACUACAUGUAAGCUGAAUUUAAUGGAGUAGAGCUACAGCCUCUUGCCUUCUGUUGAGUACCUGCAAAGUUUAUUAUUACUUAUCUCUGCUCCAUUCCUGCCAUCCUUCUCUCAUCACACUUUGAUUUCUAGCUCUAAAACACGCUGUAAGAAAAACCUGUAAGACCCCCAGCAAGAAUGAUUACCAGGUAAACAGAAACGACAAGCAACAGCUCAGCUUGGUCUCAGGCAAAAAUCCACAAUUUAGGUUUUGUACAGUAUCAUCACUUCAACUUUGCUCAUCCUGCAGUUGUAAAAAGUAGUACCUGAGGGAGUUGUGGGCCACACUGAGACACAGCACAAUUCUCCAGGGAAAACAUCUCCCAAGAACAACUGAGCUACACAUUUGUGUUAG
Molecule: messenger RNA, 1340 nt
Organism: Egretta garzetta (little egret)
Lineage: Eukaryota; Metazoa; Chordata; Aves; Pelecaniformes; Ardeidae
Gene: TXNDC17
Product: thioredoxin domain containing 17
Exons: 4
Coding region: 1-255 (84 amino acids)
Cellular component (GO): cytosol
Molecular function (GO): protein-disulfide reductase [NAD(P)H] activity
Source: RefSeq, a predicted model, not a curated record